AUGCAUCGCAGACUUGAGAGCUACUUUCCACAUGCUAAACCUGCCCUAAACAAUCAGCCAUUCCAGGUUGAGAGUGAUGAGGAGGACAAUUGGUCACCUUAUCCUUCUCACUGCAACCCGAAUCAACAAUCCUCCAUCCCUUUUCUCGCGUCUGAUGAUGAGGAGUUGGAUAUGGCAGCUUGGAGUAGUGAUGAGGACUCUGCUUGUGGUUCAAUAUCUGAGGAGAUAGUGCAGAGGGUCAAGAUUUUUGGAGGAGAUGUUGAUGAUCUUCCAUAUUGCCCGAAGCGCGGUUCUGAUUAUGCCACCACAAAAAAGAGAAUCCAGGCACGUAAAAAUCUAAAAAACACAGGGACGCGAGAGCCAAGGGGCCCAUAUUCAAAAGGACCCUCCAUCGCUGACAAAGCACGAAGAACACAGCAAGCAUAUGCGGCAAAAGAGCAUAAAGAGGGAAUGAAGCAAACAACACUCACUGGCUUUGUGAAACUCUCCAAUACAACAACCGCGAUUGAGCUGACAGGCCCGACACCACCUCCCUUACAUUCUCCAGCACCAAACUUGGUGGAAUCGGACCAUAUUGUCGAAAAUCUAGAAGAUGCCAGUAAUUCCUCUAACAACCGAAUAGAGUGCUCUAUGAAGCAUGAGUUGCAGAAGCGGAAGCACGCACCACAUGUUCUGGAUCUCCCACUCCCCACUCCCGAUGAAAGUUCUCCCCCACUUGGAAAGAGACGAAGCUGUUAUGACAUCACUGUCCCCCCCAACCUGAUGUCAGUAAUGAACAAUGCAACGAGAUCGAAAUCUUGGCAAGAGCUCAGGGAAGGGAUUGACAAGAUCCUAGACGCUAACAAAAAAAAGAAGGGCCGUGAAUUAUCGUUGAGUCAGCUAAACCAAUACCAACUUCUGCGCAGUUUUGCCACCCUUCGGAUCAAGGGUUACAAAAGGAUUCCUGGAAGCAUUCACAUUGCAACUGACUGUCAUGAUGGGGAUGGAAGCUACUUUGCAUCUCGCAUCAGGAUGCUCGCGCGAUACUAUGAGAAGCACGAAAGUCUUCCAAUUGAGAGAUGA
This is a messenger RNA of Cantharellus anzutake, 1062 nucleotides long. RefSeq lists its product as uncharacterized. Lineage: Eukaryota; Fungi; Basidiomycota; Agaricomycetes; Cantharellales; Hydnaceae. Bases 1 to 1062 code for a protein of 353 amino acids. The transcript is spliced from 4 exons. The record is from RefSeq and is a predicted model, not a curated record.